Molecule: messenger RNA, 4488 nt
Organism: Fundulus heteroclitus (mummichog)
Lineage: Eukaryota; Metazoa; Chordata; Actinopteri; Cyprinodontiformes; Fundulidae
Gene: kpna3
Product: karyopherin alpha 3 (importin alpha 4)
Exons: 17
Coding region: 147-1712 (521 amino acids)
Biological process (GO): NLS-bearing protein import into nucleus
Cellular component (GO): cytoplasm; nucleoplasm; nucleus
Molecular function (GO): nuclear import signal receptor activity; protein binding
Source: RefSeq, a predicted model, not a curated record
CAGCCCGGCGGCCAGGAGGAGCUCCUCCCCUCCCUCUGCUCGCUGUUACCUCCGCCUCCCUCGGAACCAGCAGCAGCAGAGGAGCUGCCGAGCCUUUGACGGCGCAGAUACAGUCAGCCGGAGUCAGAGCUACACCCCGCGCAGCCAUGGCAGACAACGCCGGCUUGGAAAACCACCGCAUCAAGAGCUUCAAGAACAAGGGGCGCGAUGUCGAGACUAUGAGAAGACAUCGAAAUGAGGUGACGGUUGAGUUGAGAAAGAACAAACGAGACGAACACUUAUUGAAGAAGAGAAACGUCCCUCAGGAGGAGAGUCUGGAGGAUUCUGACGUCGACUCGGACUUUAAAGGGCAAAAUGUUACACUCGACGCAAUCUUACAGAAUGCAACCAGUGACAAUGCAGUUAUACAGCUCAGCGCAGUGCAAGCAGCCAGAAAACUUCUCUCUAGUGACAGAAACCCUCCUAUUGAUGACUUGAUAAAGUCUGGGAUCCUGCCUAUUUUAGUAAAAUGUCUGGAAAGGGAUGACAACCCUUCGCUUCAGUUCGAGGCAGCUUGGGCCCUGACCAACAUCGCCUCCGGGACAUCAGCACAGACUCAGGCUGUGGUUAAAUCAAACGCAGUGCCCUUGUUCCUGCGGCUGCUACACUCUCCUCACCAGAACGUUUGUGAACAGGCUGUAUGGGCUUUAGGAAACAUUAUAGGCGACGGCCCACAGUGCAGGGAUUACGUCAUCUCCCUGGGCGUGGUGAAGCCUCUGCUCUCUUUCAUCAACCCAUCGAUCCCCAUCACCUUCCUCCGCAACGUUACCUGGGUCAUUGUUAACCUGUGCCGUAACAAGGAUCCGCCUCCGCCCAUGGAGACAGUGCAAGAGAUUUUGCCGGCUCUCUGUGUGCUAAUAUAUCACACCGAUAUAAACAUCCUGGUAGACACGGUGUGGGCUCUGUCCUACCUGACGGACGGCGGAAACGAACAGAUCCAGAUGGUCAUUGAUUCUGGAGUUGUUCCAUUUCUCGUGCCUCUCCUCAGCCAUCAGGAGGUGAAAGUUCAGACGGCGGCUCUGAGGGCUGUGGGAAACAUUGUGACGGGAACAGAUGAGCAGACCCAGGUGGUUCUUAACUGCGACGUUCUCUCACACUUCCCCAAUCUGCUCACCCAUCCUAAGGAAAAGAUUAACAAGGAAGCUGUCUGGUUCUUGUCCAACAUCACAGCUGGGAACCAGCAGCAGGUCCAAGCUGUUAUCGAGGCCGGGCUAAUUCCUAUGAUCAUCCACCAACUGGCUAAGGGCGACUUUGGCACGCAGAAGGAGGCAGCAUGGGCUAUCAGCAACCUCACCAUCAGUGGGAGGAAAGACCAGGUGGAGUUUCUAGUGGAGCAGAACGUCAUCCCGCCCUUCUGCAACCUGCUGUCAGUGAAGGACUCUCAGGUGGUGCAGGUCGUCCUGGACGGCCUCAAGAACAUCCUGAUUAUGGCUGGAGACGAAGCCAGCACCAUUGCUGAAAUCAUCGAGGAGUGUGGAGGUUUGGAGAAAAUAGAAAACUUGCAGCAACACGAGAAUGAAGAUAUCUACAAAUUAGCCUUUGAGAUCAUUGAUCAGUACUUUUCAGGGGAUGACAUUGAUGAAGACCCGAGCCUGAUCCCUGAAACCACUCAGGGAGGAACGUUCAACUUUGACCCUGCGUCCAACAUGCAAACAAAGGAAUUUAAUUUCUAAAAAGCCAGGAUGUUUGGUUCCACUAGUUGCACGGGUACCCCGUCACCAUCGCAGACACUCAUCCAUCUCUCCCAACAAUCUGGCAACCCGGUACAGAAGGCUUUCUAAACGCCAGCCUCGCCACUAAAGGACUUCAAUCACAGCCACUUCUGUACUGUGGGGGAGCUUUUUUCUUUGUGGGUUUUUCUUUUUUCCCUUCUAGUGCAACUCUUCAUGGGAGCCGCGGUUGUUCGUCUGACAACCUGCAUGAAGAGAACUGUCAGUGCUGCCAGUGCUUCUAUCACUUAAAGGUAAAACCAGAAGGAGGGGGAAAAAAGCCUUCUUGGCAAGAUCGAAAAUUGCCAAAUUUUAUGUCUUCACAAGGACAAAAACACAAGCACAUUUAAAGAAACGACCACGUUCACACACGCACUCACAUUUAUAUAUAAAUGUAUAGAAAUGCAUAUAUGGAUACACACGUUUUGACACUUAAGGUUUGUGUGCAUACUUCUGUUAGAAGCCGUCAUAUCACCUCUGGGGAAGAAAUACUGCUGUUAGUUUGUGGUUUACUUUUGUGCUUUGCCUCCCUUCACCCCCUGCACACAAACACAAGUGGACACCUGAACGCACUCGGUCACAACAUUUCCCAACGACCGGGCUCGGCCCGCUUUCGCCCACUAAAGAGAUAAUCCCCUAAGCUAAGCCAUGAUUACCACAGACCCCCUCCGAUCUGCCCUCCCAGGAGGGUCCUUGGGCAGGCGGAGGUGUGAAAGGGCUCAACGGUGAAACAAUAGAGGAAUCCGUGGCAAACCGACUGACAGAACUUCGGACUCAAUUCUGUUUUUUAUUUUGUUUUGUUUUUUGGUGUGACCUCUAUUGAAUAUUAGACUCUAAAGGAAUUCACCAAAUGUGAAGAAAAUGCCAUAUUUUUUUCCCCUCAACACAUACAGCUGUAAGACCUGCUCACUUCCUGCUUCAGAUUCAGAAGAGCAGCAGCAGCAUAUAUUUUCUUUUUUUUUUUUAUCUUUUUUUUUGGUCAAAGGAUGUAAAGGCGGGUGAUGAAGGCACAGACUUUCACAAAGAAGGAACACAUCAGCCGUUUCACUCCCCCCACCCGGACACUCGUGUCUCACCCCUUCGCCCUGCAAGCUGUUUUCUUCUAGGCUCCCCUGUAAUGUGAAAACUCAAAUAUGAGGGGGAGGCGGUUCUACAUAAACCUUCAGCCUGAAAUGUCCAGAUUCAAAACCACAAGGCUAUUUUUUAGUUUUUUUUUUUUUUUUUUUUUUUUUUUUUAACAGAAAAAUCUCACAAUGAACGGAUAAUUUCACAUUUCAGCUUCAUCGGGUAUAAUCUGUGGAACGUUUUUUUUUUUUAUUUGUUUUAUGUUCCUCUAGUCUUAUGCACACAAUUGAGAGGCACAGUGACGUCUGCCUGCAGAAAGGGACCUACGCUCACCGAAGACUAGACUCCUACAGAGUGCAGGUCCAGAUCUUUACAGUACUUAACACCUUUUUUUUUUUUUAUUAAGAGGUCACAUGUCAUCCCUCGAUUUUGAAUAAUUGUAAAAGGAAAAAAAAGAAUGUGAUGUGUAUCUCUCCUUACCGUCUAACAGAUAUAUGAAUAUAUUUACCUAAAGCCUGUACAAAGCUGCUGCAGCUGACGGUCAUUGGAUGGUUGAUCAAUCUCCCAGUUGGCAGGGGAAGGUUUUUGUUUUGUUUUUUGGAAGCAAUAUUUUUUGUCUUACUGUUUUAAUUUUAAUUUUUUAUUUUUUUUGGUCUUUCACAAUAUAUCUUGCAGAUGUGUUGUGAGGACAUGCUGAUAAAUUGGAGUAGGCUGGGUUUGUGUUUUGUCUUUGUUUUUACCUCUUGGCGGUGACGGCUGUUUUUUGAAAAUGUACCGUCCCACGUUCCAGUUGGUGUUUAGAUCCGGGACUAAGGUGACUAACUUUGACCCCGGCCCCGCCCGGUCUUGUAGAUGAUCCGCUGGUUCGCUGCUAACUCUUCAGAUUAUAGGGGUGGGGUGUUCAGAGCAGCGUCUGGAUCCCAGUUGGGGCUUUAAUUAUCCGAUAGGGCUGUUUAAAGCAGCCAGGACCUUUUUUUUUUUGUUUUUUGGGGGGGGAUUAGCUAAUAUUACUGAACAAAUCUAUAGCGAGGGUGUACAGUCAUGACCUAGCAGACUAGACCGAGCCACUUUAAAGAUUUACAAUUUUGUUGUCUUGUAUCCAAAUUGGAUACAAGCUUAUGUUUGCAAGAUUUUUACUUGCUAAUAAAAAAAAGCUGUUUUAAGUGAAAUAAUAGGAGGGGGGAACAAAAGAAGCAACAGACAGCGUUUUGGCCUCUGAUUGUUUGUAUCUUUUUAUAAAUUUUAGAUUGAAUUCUUCUCUUUAAGGUGGCUCAUUGAUGCUUUCAACUCUUGUGCAUAUUAAAGACAAUAAUGAGUUGAGAAAUCAUUGUGCCUUUUUGUUUUUUCAUUUCAACUAUGAAUAGAUCAUCUGCAUAGAAGAAGGAAAAAACUGGGCAACUGGAGAAUCUUAACGCGGGGGUAAUUUGUGCUCUCCCUACCAUUGGGAGUUUGCCAUGAGGAACGGUCAGGGCUCCUCUCAGCUGUCAAAAACAACUCUUUCAUAUCUUUAGCCACUGAAACGAUGUUCUGCACUAUUCCUCCCCGACCCCACGCACCCACAACUCUCCUUUGCCGUCAUUUCAGUCAACAGGUUCUGGUUUCCUUUCCCAUCUCACCCUCAGGACAUCGUCUGUGUUUCUGAUUCUAACCAAAAUAAACUUGCUGUUUAGCCUUG